UUGGCGCCCUAGGGUUUUCUCUUGCGGCGGGAGAGCGAGGAGCGAGCGCGCGGGCGGGGAGGAGCUUGUCACAGGUCUGCAUUUGCCGCGCGCGAUGUCGAAGGAGGACGAGGAGUUCCGCGACGAGUCGGAGGAGCGCCUGGUAAACGAGGAGUACAAGAUUUGGAAGAAGAACACGCCCUUUCUCUAUGAUCUGGUGAUCACGCACGCGCUCGAGUGGCCGUCGCUCACGGUGCAGUGGCUGCCAGAUCGGGUGGAGCCGCCAGGGAAGGAUUACUCGGUCCAGAAGCUAAUCUUGGGCACUCACACCUCCGACAAUGAGCCCAAUUUCUUGAUGAUCGCCGAGGUCCAGCUCCCUCUGGAGGACACCGAGAGCGAUGCUCGGGUGUAUGACGACGAGCGUGGUGAGAUGGGCGGCUUCGGGUCUGCCACUGGAAAGGUCCAGGUGAUUCAACAGAUCAACCACGAUGGCGAGGUGAAUAGAGCUCGUUACAUGCCACAAAAUCCUUUUGUGAUCGCCACCAAGACCGUGAGUGCCGAGGUUUUUGUUUUCGACUACAGCAAGCACCCUUCCAAGCCGCCUCAAGAAGGCGUUUGCAACCCGGAUAUAAGGCUCCGGGGACACAAGACCGAAGGCUAUGGACUUUCGUGGAGUCCAUUCAAAGAAGGUCAUUUGCUAAGCGGCUCGGAUGACUCCCAGAUAUGUCUCUGGGAUGUGACCAAGGCGCAGCGAGUGCUCGAAGCCAAGCAAAUCUUUCAGGCACACAACAAUGUUGUGGAAGACGUCGCGUGGCAUUGCAUGCACGAGUAUCUCUUCGGCUCUGUAGGCGAUGAUCGUCACUUAUUUAUUUGGGACAUCAGAGUCCAGACCGUGGACAAGCCUUUGCACGCGAUUGAAGCUCAUAAGAACGAGGUGAACUGUUUAGCGUUUAAUCCCUUAAACGAGUGGGUGCUAGCAACUGGAUCAGCGGAUAAAACUGUCGCGCUGUUCGACAUGAGAAAACUCACGAGUCCGUUGCAUACAUUUGUGAAUCACAGGGAGGAGGUCUUUCAAAUCGGCUGGAAUCCAAAGAACGAAACCAUUCUAGCCUCGUGUGGAGCUGAUCGCAGGCUCAUGGUCUGGGAUCUCAGCAGGAUUGGUGAAGAACAAACACCAGAGGACGCCGAGGAUGGCCCUCCGGAGCUUUUAUUUAUUCACGGCGGCCACACGAGCAAGAUCUCGGAUUUCUCGUGGAACAACAAGGACGACUGGGUUGUGGCGAGCGUGGCCGAGGACAACAUUCUCCAGAUAUGGCAGAUGGCGGAGAACAUCUACCACGACGAGGACGACGUCGCGGAAGACAUGGCGAUUGCAACAAAUUGAUAAAAGAAGAUUUUCUUUAGUUGGUGAAGCUUGAAGAAUAUACCUGGAAUAUCCGGUAUACUCGUCAACAUUUCCAAGACAUGGAUGGAUUGAGAAAUUUUCAGAUCUCAUGUUUGUAGUCUCUGAUUCUUGAGGUGCCAGUGGCCGUUGGCCUUUCAGCUUCCUCGGGUAGCUCUUCCCCGA
Molecule: messenger RNA, 1546 nt
Organism: Selaginella moellendorffii
Lineage: Eukaryota; Viridiplantae; Streptophyta; Lycopodiopsida; Selaginellales; Selaginellaceae
Product: WD-40 repeat-containing protein MSI1
Exons: 6
Coding region: 95-1363 (422 amino acids)
Biological process (GO): regulation of gene expression
Cellular component (GO): nucleus
Molecular function (GO): histone binding
Source: RefSeq, a predicted model, not a curated record